UAAAAGGGAAUGCAAAUCUCUCUCCCUCUCUCUCUCUCUCUCUCAUAAUCUGGAGCUUUAUUUCUUCCUUUCCUUCUUCUGUUUGGGUUCUCUCUUACAAUGACCUGUUGAUUUGACCUUCUAUGUCUCAAGCCAACAACAAGAAGCGCUCAGUCUACAACACUACCACCAGCAGCAGUUCCGGCGGCGGCGCUAAUUUUCUGGCGAUGAAAAAGGCCAAGUCUCAGGCCGUCGCUUGUUCUCUCGACAAUAAAAACGGCCUCCAACACCACCAACACUCUUCCUCCAUGAUCCAAGAUUCCAACGACCCAAACGACGUCAUCGACCCCGCCGCCGCUGGACUCGGCCGCUCCGCCACCAAUUUGUCCCGCAAGAAGGCCACGCCGCCUCAGCCUGCGAAGAAGCUCGUCAUCAAGCUCCUCAAAG
Molecule: messenger RNA, 426 nt
Organism: Camellia sinensis
Lineage: Eukaryota; Viridiplantae; Streptophyta; Magnoliopsida; Ericales; Theaceae
Source: RefSeq, a predicted model, not a curated record